Mobula hypostoma (lesser devil ray) is the source of this 2026-nucleotide messenger RNA. RefSeq names its product 2,3-bisphosphoglycerate mutase (gene bpgm). The transcript has 3 exons. Gene Ontology annotation, biological process: glycolytic process. NCBI's taxonomy places the organism in Eukaryota, Metazoa, Chordata, Chondrichthyes, Myliobatiformes, Myliobatidae. The record is from RefSeq and is a predicted model, not a curated record. Gene Ontology annotation, molecular function: intramolecular phosphotransferase activity. The coding region runs from base 161 to 937 and encodes 258 amino acids.
GGAUACGGAAACUGGAGUAGAAGAAGUGGCAGAGGCAGCGGCGACUGCGCAUGAGUAGUACAGUAUCGAUCGGGUGGCGCGACAGUGGACAGGUUUUUGUAAACAGGGACGUGCAUAGAUCUUUGAAUUUGUGCACUGAAUUUGAGACCUUUGAAUCAACAUGACAUUCAAGCUUGUAUUGUUAAGGCAUGGUGAAAGUGCCUGGAAUAAAGAAAACCGGUUUUGCAGUUGGGUUGAUCAGAAAUUGACGGAAAAUGGCAUAAAAGAAGCCCAAACAUGUGGAAAAGUUCUGAAAGAAGCAGGAUUUAAAUUUGAUCUUGUACUUACAUCCAUUUUGAGCAGAUCUAUUCAAACUGCAUGGCAUGUGUUGCAUGAAAUGGAGCAAGAAUGGGUACAGAUAGAAAGUUCGUGGCGUCUCAAUGAGCGUCAUUAUGGUGCAUUGAUAGGUCUUAACCGGGCAGAGUUAGCCGCGAUUCAUGGAGAAGAAAAAGUUAGACUUUGGAGAAGAAGUUACGAUGUCACCCCUCCUCCUAUUGAUGAAUCACAUCCUUCCUACCAUGAAAUUUACAAUGACCGAAGAUACAAUUUUUGUGAUGUUCCGAAAGACAAGCUACCGAAAACUGAGAGUUUGAAAGAGGUUCUUGAUAGAUUGCUACCGUAUUGGAAUGAAGUGAUUGCUCCAGAAGUAAAAAAGGGGAAAUGCAUCCUAAUAUCUGCUCAUGGAAACAGUACCAGGGCUCUGCUCAAACACCUGGAAGGGAUCCCGGAUGAUGAAAUAGUUAAUUUGACCUUGCCCACUGGAGUCCCAGUCCUUUUGGAGCUUGACGAAUGCCUUCAUCCUGUUAAACAUCAUGAACUUCUGGGUGACCAGCAGGCUAUUCAGGCAGCAAUCAAAAAAGUGGAGGAUCAGGGCAAAGCAAAAGCUCCAACAAAUUAACCUUUGGAGGAGAGAUAUAAUUAAAAAACUGAAAUUCACAGCCACCAUGGGUAUUAUGUCCCUGAAGAGAAGAUGUUAGUUUCAUGUUAGCACUUGUAAAUGUUACUCUUGGCUCCCUUGUUAUAUUGAGAUUGCAUUGUUUGUGACAGCUACUUUCUUCUGGUGCUCUCAGCUGCACAAUGAGGAUAGAUUAUUUUGGCUUUAUUUAUUUCCUUGCACCUGGGAUAUUAGUUUAUUUAUUUGAGAAAUUAAAAUUUGUUUUAAUGUAUAGUUACAGUAUUGAAAGCUUUCUAAAUGCAUGACAAAAUCAAAGUAUCAAGUACCCUUUCAAAUGUCUUCCAAAUCAGAAUUUAAAAAACAUCUUUUGGAUGAUUUCUAGGGCCUCCUCUCUGGUAAUCAUGUUGAUGGUCAUAAAUUUGGUGGGGAAGUUGCGGGGGGAGGGGGAAUGUUGCAGUUGAGGGGAAGGAACAAUGUGAGCAUUUAUUCUUUGGUCCUCUGUAGCACAGCUGCCAGAUCCUUUAGGUAAUUUCAACAGUGCAUCCUAAAUGUAAAUGAGAAGAAUGAAUUAAUAAAGGUGUAUUUGGCAUUUCUUGCUACACUAAUUUGUCACCAAUUAGCAAUCUUGUUUAAUGUGCUGUUCGACCUGGGUGCCCUCUUGGCAGAAACCUGUCCAGACUAGAGGAAGUUUUAGUUCAGGGUUCCUUCCUUUCAGCUGAUACCCAUCCAAAUCACAUUUCGAUUGUCAACACGCUGUAAGGAUUGUGCAGACUUGUAUGAGGUUGAUGCAAGGUUAGAGUGGUAGGGUGAUGCACUGAAGGAUAACUUGUACAUGUGCUGUAGUCCAUGCUUGAUACUUUUGGGUGUAUAGGGAUAAAUACAGAAUUGGAAUUCCUUUAAGGGGGCAUGGUGGACGGGGGUAACUUGUGAAUUUAGUACAAUAAGUUAAUAAUCAUGCUGUUUUCUGAAGUACUUCAUGCUGGAAUCCUGUUGGUUCAUCAUUGUCAUGAACCUGAUUUUUGCCCUCAUCAUUGUUUAACUUGUUCUGUUGACCUAAUGAUCCACAAAUAAAAAUAAAGCAUUGAGCAAUUA